This is a messenger RNA of Haemonchus placei, 1203 nucleotides long. The record is from the annotation of a GenBank genome assembly. Lineage: Eukaryota; Metazoa; Nematoda; Chromadorea; Rhabditida; Trichostrongylidae.
AUGGCGCUUCUGAUGAAAACCUUCAAGGCGCCUGCGCCGGUACUCACUGCGGCUGUUAUAGCUUCUCAACGCCGUAUGGCUAGUAAUGGGGAAGUGGAAUUCCAUACAAAGGGUUAUAAAUUGCACAAACUCGAUCAGGGUCCAAAAGAAGCAGUUACAUUGAAUCGCGAUGAUGCGCUACGCUUUUACAGGCAGAUGCAGCUUAUCCGUCGUAUGGAAUCGGCCGCUUCGAAUCUCUACAAGGAGAAGAAAAUCCGUGGUUUCUGUCAUCUGUACUCCGGCCAGGAAGCUUGCGCAGUUGGCACCAAAGCAGCCAUGGAGGACGGUGAUGCCGUAAUUACCGCAUAUCGUUGCCAUGGAUGGACCUUGUUGCAAGGAGCUACCGUAACUGAAGUCCUAUCUGAACUAACCGGAAAAAGUACAGGAGUCGUAUAUGGAAAAGGGGGCUCAAUGCACAUGUAUCAAAAGAAUUUCUACGGCGGUAAUGGUAUUGUUGGUGCUCAGCAGCCCCUAGGAACAGGAAUCGCAUUCGCCAUGAAGUACAGGAAACAGAAGAACAUCUGCAUCACCCUUUAUGGAGAUGGUGCUGCUAACCAAGGUCAACUUUUCGAAUCGACCAAUAUGGCUUACCUUUGGAACCUUCCUGUAGUAUACAUAUGCGAGAAUAACGGAUUUGGUAUGGGCACACAAGCAGAAAGAUCGUCCGCCUCGACUGACUACUAUAUGAGGGGCGACUACGUACCCGGCGUCUGGGUCGAUGGUAUGGAUGUGUUAGCCGUUCGUGAAGCGAUCCGUUGGGCAAAGGAGUACUGUAACGCUGGCAAGGGACCUUUAGUGCUAGAGCUGGCCACGUAUAGAUAUCAUGGGCAUUCUAUGUCCGAUCCUGGAACAAGCUACCGUACGCGUGAAGAGAUCCAAGAAGUUCGCAAAACUCGUGACCCUAUUACUGGUUUCAAGGACCGCAUUAUUACUUCUGGACUUGCGAAAGAAGAUGAUCUUAAGGCAAUCGAUAAGGAAGUUCGCAAGGAAGUUGACGAUGCAGUCAAAGUGGCAAACACGGCUCCUCUGAUGCCUGACGAGGGAGUCUAUACUGAUAUCUAUCACAACACUCCACCUAUGAUGAUACGUGGAGCCACCAUCGAUACGUCUCAUAUGCAGAAAUUCGUGAACUCUGGCGAACUCAUGAAAACUGUUGCUAAGUAG